CCCUAGUCUUCUGACACAGUAGUCGAAAUCCCACCUUAUCCCCGUCUGAGAUUAACCUUUGUUUGUGCACGAUAAGACAACCCAGCCAAACGUAUACGCAUAGGGGGGGGCUAGGACUCAAUCCGAAGGCUCAAAACUUACUAACAAACCCCUUGUUCACUUUCCAUCUUGCAUCUCUGGCUUGAACGUCCCUCGAACGUGAUUCUGCACCUUUUCAAAUCGGUGACACUACAGUAUCCUGAUAGAACCGGGGGCAGUGGGCAGGCAGUCACGGAUACGACAUAAUGGGUCUCAUAUACAACGUGUACCUCACCUCCAACAAGAUCUUUGGGUGUAAGCAAUGCAAAACCCACCUGGCGGACUACGACGACAUCAUCAGCCGAAAUUUCCGAGGCCAGCAUGGCAAGGCAUACCUCUUCAAUAACGUCGUGAACGUCACCCAGACCGAGGCCGUGGAGCGGAGCAUGACCACGGGACGACAUAUUGUUCGCGAUAUCGCCUGUCGACAGUGCAAGGAGACGGUCGGUUGGAAAUACGACAAGGCCUACGAGACGAGCGAGAAAUACAAGGAGGGGAAGUUCAUUCUAGAGGAGGAGCUCCUGUGCGUUGUGUGCUGAGAUUCUUUGUACCAACGUUGUGGCCAUGGAGACUCUGAGCCGAUAUAGCCACAUGCACCCAUGGCCUGGCCUUUUUCGGUGUGCAUGUUUCUGUGAUGGGGCCCCAUUGCGUUUGCGUGGGUUGAAAGCUGAAGACCGGUUCGUUCA
Aspergillus uvarum CBS 121591 is the source of this 764-nucleotide messenger RNA. Its product is annotated as putative Yippee zinc-binding protein Moh1. The coding region runs from base 285 to 617 and encodes 110 amino acids. NCBI's taxonomy places the organism in Eukaryota, Fungi, Ascomycota, Eurotiomycetes, Eurotiales, Aspergillaceae. The record is from RefSeq and is a predicted model, not a curated record. Gene Ontology annotation, cellular component: ubiquitin ligase complex. The transcript has 2 exons.